Molecule: messenger RNA, 721 nt
Organism: Alnus glutinosa
Lineage: Eukaryota; Viridiplantae; Streptophyta; Magnoliopsida; Fagales; Betulaceae
Product: histidine-containing phosphotransfer protein 1-like
Exons: 6
Coding region: 62-505 (147 amino acids)
Biological process (GO): phosphorelay signal transduction system; cytokinin-activated signaling pathway; phosphorylation
Cellular component (GO): nucleus; cytoplasm
Molecular function (GO): protein histidine kinase binding; histidine phosphotransfer kinase activity
Source: RefSeq, a predicted model, not a curated record
UUAUAUAAAGCCCUUCUCUCUCUUUCUCUCUCUCUCUCUCGCUCUGCGUGUUUGUGUGAAAAUGUCUUUGGCUAUUCACGAAGGUCUGCAUCGCGGCUUCAUCCAGAACAUGUAUGACGAGGGAAUUAUUAAUGACCAAUUCUGGCAACUACAAGCUAUGAAGCACGUUAAUCAACCGGAUUACGUAGUGAGAGCGAUCACCAGCUACUGCGUAUCUGCGCAAAAUGUGUUCUCUCAGUUGACCAGUCUCAUCGAGCAGAGGACUGUUAAUUUUCAUCAGGUCAAUGUUUCUGCUCGUGAACUGUAUGAGAAAUCGAGCAGUGUUGGUGCAGAGACUGUUAAGCUUUCAUGUGCCGAACUUCUUCGUGCUUCUACAGAGCAUGAUAAGGAUUAUUGCUCCAAGUCUCUGUAUUGGACUAAGAAUGAAUUUUCCCACCUGAGAAGAAAAUUUGAGACUCUUGUGCAGAUGGAGAGAAAGAUCAUUGACCUUCAGUGUGCACAUUGAAAGGAAUCCGAAACCUAUCACUAAAUGGGUCCCAUAUGAUCUCCCCAGCUAAAUACUAUCUUUGAAAAUCUGAAAUGUAGUCAGGUUUGGAACAGGACAAUGUGAUUGAUAGAUCAGCUUUCUUGUGUAUGAUCUAUCUGUAUCUAUAUGUUAACUUGAUAUAAUGUUUGUGGAGUAAGCUGAAAUCUAAUUGCAUCUACUAUGAAUUGCUCAUAU